AAUUUAAAAAAAAAAACGCAGCAUAUGAAGAAGCACCAAAAAUUUCAAAGCUUUUUGUACCUUAAAAAGCUCAGAUGCUUUAAAGCUUAAUUCCUCGCAUGAGCUGAGGAAAACCCUUUGUUUCUCAUGCCUAUGUCUUUUGAUUUCACCAAGUGAAUGAUUUUGUUUAGAAAGCCAAAUUUUCAACUAUUGGGUUCCUUUCUUCUUCUUCCUCUUCGUUUUUUUAUAUAAAAAAAAUCCCCUUCGGUGAUAGAGAAAUCAGGAUUUGAUUUCUGUGAGAGUUCCGCUUGUUUCCUGCGAAAGUCUCAAACUUUUCCCGGAAAAUAAAACAAAAACAUGAAGGCUCCAUCAAAUGGAGUUUUGCCCAAUUCUACUGAAGGAGAGAGGAAACCCAUCAAUUCGCAGCUAUGGCAUGCUUGCGCUGGACCUCUGGUUUCAUUGCCUCCCGUCGGGAGUCUCGUGGUUUACUUCCCUCAGGGCCACAGCGAGCAAGUUGCGGCAUCGAUGCAGAAACAGGCGGAUUUCAUCCCGAGCUACCCGAAUCUUCCUUCCAAAUUGAUUUGUCUGCUUCACAAUGUUACGUUGCAUGCUGACACUGAAACUGAUGAAGUCUAUGCACAGAUGACUCUUCAGCCUGUGAAUAAGUACGAUAAAGAAGCAUUGCUAGCGUCCGACAUGGGUCUGAAACAGAACAGGCAACCUACAGAGUUUUUCUGCAAGAUUCUUACAGCCAGUGACACCAGCACCCACGGCGGUUUCUCUGUUCCACGUCGAGCAGCUGAGAAAAUAUUCCCUCCUCUCGAUUUUUCGAUGCAACCGCCCGCACAAGAGAUCGUAGCUAAAGAUUUACAUGACAAUACGUGGAAUUUCAGGCAUAUCUACCGAGGCCAACCGAAAAGGCACUUGCUCACGACAGGCUGGAGUGUCUUUGUCAGCACGAAAAGGCUUUUCGCCGGUGAUUCAGUGUUGUUCGUAAGAGAUGAAAAGUCACAGCUGCUUUUGGGUAUACGACGUGCAAGCAGACAAACACCGGCUCUUUCUUCGUCACUCAUAUCCAGCGACAGUAUGCAUAUCGGAAUUCUCGCAGCGGCAGCUCAUGCCGCUGCCAAUAAUAGCCCCUUUACUAUAUUCUACAAUCCGAGAGCGAGCCCGUCGGAGUUUGUAGUUCCCUUAGCCAAGUACAACAAAGCCAUGUAUACCCAAGUAUCUCUGGGGAUGCGGUUCCGGAUGUUGUUCGAGACCGAGGACUGCGGGGUCCGUAGAUAUAUGGGUACGAUAACCGGUAUUUCUGACUUGGAUCCCGUCCGAUGGAAAAACUCGCAAUGGCGCAACCUCCAGGUCGGAUGGGAUGAAUCAACGGCUGGAGAUCGACCAAGCCGUGUUUCCAUUUGGGACAUCGAACCCGUCAUAACUCCUUUCUACAUCUGCCCUCCUCCGUUUUUCAGACCCAAGUUUCCAAGGCAGCCCGGGAUGCUAGACGAUGAGUUGGACAUAGAGAAUGCUUUCAGACGAGCAAUGCCAUGGUUAGGAGAUGAAUAUGGUGGGAUGAAAGAUGGGCAGAGUUCAAUGUUCCCUGGUUUAAGCCUGGUUCAGUGGAUGAACAUGCAGCAGACCAACCCUUUGUCGGCUGCUACUACUCAGUUUCCAUCCAGGCUUUCGUCAUAUAAUCUGCCGAAUAAUUUCGGGUCUGACGACGCAUCUAAGCUGUUGAACUUUCAAUCUCCGAACGCCCAUUUCAGCAAACCCAACGGUGGAGUGGCCAACCAUAUCAGCCAGCUGCAACAACAGCAACAGCCAAAGCCACAGCAGCAACUACAGAAACACCUGCAGCAACAAGGGGCUCAUCCCGGUUCAGUCAGCAAUUUGGUCGUUGGCUCGAGCCAAGUGCCUUGUCACACCGUGCAUCAAUCUAAUGGAUUUUCUCAGACUCAGAUUCAGCAGCAGGCAUUGCUCUCUAGUGGGUCUAAGACACAUCAGAAUAACUUGUUUUCGGGGAAUAAGGGAUCGUCUCCGCUGACAUCAUUAGGACAAGACUUUCAGUUUCAGCAGCAGAUGGAGCAGCAGAACAGUAAUCAGUUACUGAGAAGCCAGCAAGAGCAUGUUCAAUCUGUUUUGCAUUCAUCCCCGAAUCCUCAGCAACCGCAAAAUCAACAGUUGUCGAAACAAAAUCUCUUGCAGCAGCAGCAGCAGCAGCAACAACUUCAAUUGCAACUUCUGCAGAAGCUACAGCAGCAACAGCAGCAGCAGCAACAACAACAACAGCAACAACAACAAUUGAUUCUUCCAGUAAGUUCAUCACUGCAUCAAUCACAAAACCAUCAAAUGCUGCUGCCUCAGAUUCAACAACCAGCAAAUGGUAACAACUUCUCGACUUCAACAACGUUCAUGCAACCUCCGCCAGUAACGGUGAGCCAGUCACAAGGACAGAUGAAUAAAGCAAUUAUUCCCGUCAGAACGCAUUCUGGUCAAACAGACGGGGAAGCUCCUUCUUGCUCGACGUCGCCUUCCGCCAACAACAAUGUACAUGUCUCAGCAUCAAACUUCCUGCCUGCAAGUAAUCAUGUUCCAGAGCUUUAUUCCAAAACGGACGGUCGUAUCAAACAGGAGCAGUUCAAGUAUAAAGCAACAAUGGCGGAUCAGGUAGAUGUGUCCACAUCUGGAACAACAUACUGUCCGGAUGUCGCCAUUGCCCCGCAGAAUUUCUCCCUACCGUCAUUCGGUCUCGAGGGCGAUGUCCAAUCACAUCCUAGACAUAACCUGCCUUAUGCUGGGAACUUUGAUGGGGUAACCCCUGAUGCUUUGUAUUCUCAAAAGGAUUUCCACAACUUAGUCAACAACUAUGGCGGCACACCUAGAGACAUCGAGACUGAGUUAUCGAGUGCUGGGAUAAGUUCUCAGUCGUUCGGCAUUCCGAACAUUCCCUUGAAACCCGGGUGCUCCAAUGACGUUGGCAUCAACGACUCCGCCAUUCUGAAUUCGGGUUUAUGGGCCAACCAGGCUCAACGAAUGAGGACAUACACCAAGGUUCAAAAACGAGGGUCGGUGGGAAGAUCGAUAGACGUGACUAGGUACAGAGGCUACGACGAACUCAGGCAUGAUCUUGCACGGAUGUUUGGGAUCGAGGGGCAGCUCGAGGAUCCACAAACCUCUGACUGGAAACUCGUCUACACAGAUCACGAGAACGAUAUCUUGCUCGUCGGCGAUGAUCCUUGGGAGGAAUUUGUGAACUGUGUCCAAAACAUAAAGAUACUGUCGUCUGCGGAAGUGCAGCAGAUGAGUUUGGACGGCGACCUUGCGGCCAUCCCCGUCCCGAUCCAAGCUUGUAGCGGCACGGAGAGCGGGAACGCGUGGAAAGUACACUACGACGACACUUCCGCCGCAUCGUUCAACAGAUAAAACGGAACCGAUAGAAAGGCGAAAAAAAAGCUGCAUGCAUAGGGAUUAUUAUUGUCUAACCUUACAAAGAAUUUAUAUAAUUUUUUUUUUUUUUUUUGUAAACUGUAAAUGAGAAUGUGACAGAGAGGAGCAAAGUUUCUGUGAGAUGUUUUCUAUAACAGACGGUUAUGUUAACUAACAAAGCAUUCAUCGUUUUGCUCAUC
This is a messenger RNA of Tarenaya hassleriana, 3599 nucleotides long. Its product is annotated as auxin response factor 19. The record is from RefSeq and is a predicted model, not a curated record. Gene Ontology annotation, molecular function: DNA binding; protein binding. Bases 337 to 3396 code for a protein of 1019 amino acids. Lineage: Eukaryota; Viridiplantae; Streptophyta; Magnoliopsida; Brassicales; Cleomaceae. The transcript is spliced from 14 exons. Gene Ontology annotation, cellular component: nucleus. Gene Ontology annotation, biological process: response to hormone; regulation of DNA-templated transcription.